Leguminivora glycinivorella is the source of this 1765-nucleotide messenger RNA. Its product is annotated as facilitated trehalose transporter Tret1-like. Lineage: Eukaryota; Metazoa; Arthropoda; Insecta; Lepidoptera; Tortricidae. The record is from RefSeq and is a predicted model, not a curated record. The transcript is spliced from 4 exons. Gene Ontology annotation, molecular function: transmembrane transporter activity. Gene Ontology annotation, cellular component: membrane. Gene Ontology annotation, biological process: transmembrane transport. The coding region runs from base 71 to 1516 and encodes 481 amino acids.
AGAUGACUUGUGAUAGUCGUAAUUCUUGUGAAUUUGCAUAGCAGCUCAAUAUAGAAAAUUAAUAAACAAAAUGUUGGCAGAUAAGAGGAUGCCGUUUGUGAGGCAAUGUCUCGUGGCUGCAGCCGUCAGCAUCAACAUGGCGGGAUUCGGCUGCAGCACAGGUUUCCUAGCCAUCAUGCUGCCACAGCUACAGAAGCCAGGGUCUACCAUCAGCGUCAGCAAGGAACAAGCUUCUUGGCUAGUAUCAGUGGGAACUAUGACGCUGGUCUUCGGCACUUUUCUAGUGCCAUCAAUAAUGUCACGUUUGGGACGCAAGGUGGCGCUGUACGUGAUCACUGUGGUUUCGAUCUUGGCCUGGUGCACCUACAUCCUGGCUACCAGCUAUGAGGUGCUGCUAUUAGGCGCGAUGGCUCACGGUUUCUCAUUUGGCAUGUUCGCGCCACUUCGCUCCAUCUACAUAGGAGAGUGCUCCAGCCCACAUUACCGAGGAGGCCUUCUCACUACAUGCGUCGAAUCCCAAAUCUUCGGCGUUCUAUUCGUCCAUCUGAUUGGUUCACUUAUCAGCUUCCAGUCAACGGCUAUAAGCUGUUUACCAUUCCCCGUAACCAGUCUCCUCUUGACCAUUUACUCCCCAGAAUCCCCAAGUUGGUUAGCCACGAAAGGGGAUUUUGAUAGAUGCGAAAAGAACUUCAUAUGGCUAAGAGGAGAGGACGAAAUAGCAGAGUUGAAGAAGAUGAUACAAACAGCAAACUUGCCGAGAGACCCGAAGACGGUUAAAGAAAUGAUUGCCGUGAUAAAGAAGAAGGAAUUCUUUAAGCCAAUACUACUAAUGUUUACGUUGUAUAUAAUAGUUACAUGUGCAGGAGGUCUUGUAAUGGCUGUGUAUGCAGUGACAGUAUUUGAACUACUGAUGGGUCCUGAAGUUAACGCUCGUAUCUGGAUGGUUUCCUUAGACUGUUUGAGAGCUUUAUCGACUAUCAUCGCAGUUUUCGUGAUAAACAAAGUUAAAAGAAGGAAGAUGUUGUUUAGUGUUGGGUCUAUCUGUGUUGGUAGCCAAUUGUGUAUAGGAGCAUACGUCUUUGCAAGAAACAGAGGGUAUUUGCCCUUAAAUUCUUGGAUGCCUGGUAUAUUAAAGAGCGUGCAAAUGAUGUCAGUAUCUAUGGGAAUGCAGCCGCUACCAGGCGUUAUAGCUGGUGAGAUAUAUCCUUUAGAACACAGAAGUAUUUCAGGAAGUAUUGGAUUAACAAUGCUAAGUUUAUCGGCGUUUGCAGUGCUUAAGAGUUAUCCAAGUUUAAUAUCAGGGAUAGGUCUGGAAGGGGCCUACUUUUUGUUUUCUGGGAUCAUAACUGUAUGUUUGAUGGUGGCGUGGAUGGUACUUCCGGAGACUAGUGGCCGGACCCUGCAGGAAGUCGAAGACCAUUUCCGGGUUUUGGAGCCGGAAGCGGAAAGCGAGAGGCAACCGUUACUGCAUUCGGUUAAUUCGGUGACAACUAGUUACUUGUCUACGCGGAAAUGAAUAUCUAGUCAUUUUACUAAUAUGUCAACUAAAUCGAUGUUUUCAACUGUAUCGAAAUCAUCGAACUUAAUAUAAAAUUUUCAAAGGCAGCAUAUUAAAUCAAGAUAGUAGUCGAAGAAAUUUUGAAUAAUGAUACUUACCUACUGCCCUGUUUGUUCUGCCCUAAAGUGCAGUUAAGGAAUUUUGUAAAGGUAUAGACUAAUGUCAAUAGAAUAAUGAGAAGUUUACUAACUUCUACGCAUUUUUAAA